AUGGUCAAUCUCAUUAUUGUUCCUAGAUCUAAAAGCUUGCGCAAGAUCAAUUGCGAUACUGAUCCGAAGGCAAAAGUGCAGGCUAUCAUUAACGAAUACGCUAAGGUCAACAAGAUUGAUCCCAACAGAGUUAAGCUUUCUGUUUUGGAAGAAGAAGAGUCCACUGACAAGAAGCCCAUCCGUAAAACACUCAAGAACGAGAAGACAUUAGAAGCUAACGGACUUGACUUCUCUACGACGGAAACUCUCACAGUUUAUGCAAAAGAUGUAGGACCUCAGAUUGGCUGGAAAACGGUCUACUUGAUUGAAUAUUUUGGUCCUAUGUUGAUCCACUCCCUGGUCUACUACGGCUUGUAUGACCCAGAUUUCAACACAUACACUCAGAUUGCUGCUUACAUCUUGACCAUGAUUCACUACUUAAAAAGAGAAUUUGAAACAACCUUCGUCCAUAUGUUCUCUGCCGAGACCAUGCCCUUGAAGUAUUUGUUCAGAAACUGCGGACAUUACUGGAUUUUCAAUGGAUUGUUUAUUGCGCUUUCCGUGUACGCCCCUCAGGACAGGUACUACUAUGGUUGGAAGAAAUACAUUUUCAAUGUUGAAGACAGGACUUUGAAACAACUAUAUAUCUAUAUUGGCCUCUGGGCUCUUUGCCAACUGGCCAAUUUCUACUGUCACUUCAUCCUGAUGAAUCUGAGAAGUGAUGGAUCAAGAGAGAAGAGAAUUCCGUAUGGUUUUGCCUUCUCAUUGGUCUCCUUCCCAAACUACUUUUUUGAGAGUCUGGGCUGGUUGGUUUAUGCCAUUAUGAUCAAUAAUUGGUCGUGCUACUUAUUUUUCAUUAUUGGAACCCUAACUAUGAUGAAUUGGGCCAAGCAGAAGCAUAGGAACUACAAGAAGACUUUUGGUGACAAAUAUCCAAAGAACAGAAAAGCUAUGAUUCCAUUUAUAUUUUAA
Messenger RNA from Ogataea haglerorum, 951 nucleotides. RefSeq lists its product as uncharacterized. Lineage: Eukaryota; Fungi; Ascomycota; Pichiomycetes; Pichiales; Pichiaceae. The transcript has a single exon. Gene Ontology annotation, biological process: very long-chain fatty acid biosynthetic process. The coding region runs from base 1 to 951 and encodes 316 amino acids. Gene Ontology annotation, molecular function: oxidoreductase activity, acting on the CH-CH group of donors. The record is from RefSeq and is a predicted model, not a curated record.